AACACAAACAUAAACACAAUCACAAGUUCACAACAAAAACUCUCUCUCUCUCUCUCUACUGCUCUUCUUCCCUCGCCAGCUGUCUCUCUUGUUCCAAAUCCAAUCUACAAUUUUACAUCUCUCUCUCUCUCUCUCUCUAGGCUGUAGCUUAUUUUCCCAAGUCCCAAACACCCCCUUAUACAUUACACAAUACAAUACAAAGAUUCAUCCAGUCUUUAAAAUCUACCACAUUGAUGUCGGUUGGCUGAUCUAGCUCUCGAUCUGCUCGGCUCGAUUGCAUUCACACCCGUUGCUUCGAUCUGCACCGAUACAUAUCGUUGUGGUUGUGGUUGGAUUUUGAUUUAGAUCACAAUGACGGCAGAGGUGGAUGCGCACCGCGAUGCCUGUGAAUCUGAGGUGUCUAAAGGUGAGGUUUUGAAUGUGAAUGUGAAUGUGAACGGGAACGAGAAUGAGAAUGGGAAUGGGAAUGGUAGUGUUAAUGGGAAUGGGAUUUCCAAGGACGACGCCGACUCCUCAUAUGUGUUUGUGACCGGAGGCGAUGCCAUCAUAUCUGAGGAUCCUGUUGAGUCAUCUGAUCUCAAUGGCAGGGUUCAAAAAAAUGGCAGCCUUCACAUGGAGGUCAAGGUGGGAGAGAGUGUUUCUUCUCAGGAGGAUACUCCCCAACCUCAUUCACUAAACAAGGCUGCCGACGGGGAGAUGACGAUUGACGUUGCAGAGUCCAUUCCACAGAAUUCUCUUACAAAUUGUGAUAUUCAAAGUGGCGAAGAUCCGAAACUGGCCAAGGAGGUGCCCGUGGAAGAUGCUUCAAGGGAUCUCGGCCCAGAGUCGAAGCAUGAUUCAAUUCCAACUCCGCUUGAUAAGCAAGUUGUGAGUGAUCCUGUGUCCAAGGUAAUUGUGGACGGCUUGCCUGCUUGUCCUGCUCAUGAUAGCACUCCAGGAAAUCCAGCUGAACAAAAUGUAUCUUCUGAAAAUGGCCGAGCCUUGCCUGCCCCACUCAUUUGUGAAAACGCCUCCUUCCAAGUUGAGAACAAGUUGGCAGCAGAAGUUGGCAAUGGCACUGUCCCUGAUCAAAGUACUGAAGAUGGCUUGCUUAUUGUUCAUGCUCAAGAGGGCAUUUCAGAGCCCGUAGUUACAGAUGACUUGGUUGAUGCACCUGAUGAGAACGGGUCAUGUGAAAAUGCUGAGAGUUGUGAGAAAGUGCCUACUGAAAAUGGUGAAAGCUUUUCAACUGUUGCUGAUAAUGAUACAACAGGAAAUCCAGAUGUUGAAAACGAGGUUUCUCUACCUACUGAAGAUGUUUCAACUUGCACUGUUGAUGAUGGGAUGGCAGGGACUGAUGUUGUAAACCUAAAUGAGAAGAGUAGUGAAAGCCCUAGUCCUUGCCUUCUUGAGCAUUCAAAAUCAGAAAUUGAAGCUGAGGGUGGGCCUGGUAUAGAGGAUACCUUGUCAAGUUUCCCAGUUAAUGAUGCAAUAUCAGAACUGAAUUCCAAAUUGGAAAUUGAACCUGAGAUUGUGCCCAUCGGGGAUGAUACUCUGUCAACUUGCCCAGAAAGAGAUGCAAUCUCCCAACCCAAUUUAAAAUCAGAAGUUGAACCUGAGACUGCGUCCAUUGUGGAUGAUACUCUGUCAAGUUGCCCAGCUAAUACUGCAAUAUCAGAACCCAAAUCAAAAUCUGAAGUAGACUUUGAGACUGCGCCCAUUGUGGAUGAUACUCUGUCAAGUUGCCCAGCUAAUACUGCAAUAUCAGAACCCAAAUCAAAAUCUGAAGUAGACUUUGAGACUGCGCCCAUUGUGGAUGAUACUCUGUCAAGUUGCCCAGCUAAUACUGCAAUAUCAGAACCCAAAUCAAAAUCUGAAGUAGACUUUGAGAGUGUGCCAAUUGUGGAUGAUACUCUGUCAAGUUGCCCAGCUAAUACUGCAAUAUCAGAACCCAAAUCAAAUUCUGAAGUAGACUUUGAGAGUGUGCCAAUUGUGGAUGAAGCUCUGUCAAGUUGCCCAGCUAAUGAUGCAAUGCCAGAACCCAAUUCAAAAUCAGAAGUUGAAUUUGAGAGUGCACCCAUUGUGAGUGAUACUCUGUCAAGUUGUCCAGCUAAUGAUGUGAUAUCAGAACCCAAGACCAGCCAGGAUUCUAUUGGUUGUGAAGAAAAGAUAUCUAAUGAUGCCGUGGAUGUAGAUUCUGGGUUGUCAAAUUUGGAGGUUGAAUGUGUUGCUAGCCCCCCUUUAUCACUUGCUGAAAACAAUUCAAAUGAAGCUAGCUUGCCUGCUAAAUCAGAUGCUGAUGACAAACCAGGGUCUGAAGUUCACAGUUCAUCUGCUCUGAGAAGCAGAGAUGUUCCUGAAGAUGGUGGUACCACAUCUGAAUCCAGGAUUCUGAAUGACUCUUCUGAGGAGAGUGGCAGGCCACUAAAUUGCAACUUGGAUGAUGUACAAAUUGAUAGUGACGUUAAACCGACAUGUGAGGUAGCGGAGUCCACUGACGGAAUUCAUAGAUCUGAAGCCUCAACAUCUUCCCAGGAAGUUUCCACUACUGAUGUUUUGGAAGGACAGAAUAAAGGUGCUGAGGUAGAAAAGAGGCCGUUCUACUUCUUGAUUAGGGUUCCAAGAUAUGAUGACGAAAAUUUGAAAGAACAGAUUAAACAAGCUCAGUUACACGUUGAAGAAAAAACUAAAAGCCGGGAUGCUAUUCGUUCCAAAAUCCAAAUGGAAAGGGCCACUUGUAAGGAGUAUUUUGACAAUUUUGAAGCUGCUAGAUCUGAAGAGAGAGCUGCACGAGACCUGUUUAAGGCCAAACGCCAUGAAAUGGAUACUGUUCAAUUAAUGAUUAACAAAGUGAAGAAUGCCAUGUCUGUUGAGGAUAUGGAUAGCAAAAUACGCAAUAUGGAACAUACUAUGCAGCAUGAGACCCUGCCUUUGAAGGAAGAAAAGCAAUAUAUUCGCGAAAUCAAGCAAGUGAAGCAACUUCGUGAACAGCUCUCUUCUAGCCUGGGUAAGCAGGAUGAAGUUCAACAAGCUUUAGACCAGAAAGACCAUAUUGAAGAGCGCUCAAAGGUUCUGAGGAAGGAGAUGGAUCUACUCAGAAACAAUCUUCUGAAAGCAGAGACAGUCACUCAAGCUGCUAAAAAGAAAUUUAAUGAAGAAAACAAUAUGCUGAAUGAAUUACUUUCUCAGUUUAGAGCUGCAGAUGACAUUCGUCAAGAAGCAUACGCACAUUUACAGAGUUUGAGGAAACAACAAUAUGACAAGAACAAAUAUUUUUGGAGGUAUAAGGAUGAUGCAAAGGCUGCUAAUAAUUUAGCAUUGAGUGGAAAUAGGGAACAACUGCAGGAUUUUUGUAUCAAACAGGUGGAAACGAUUAUGGAACUCUGGAAUAAAAAUGAUGAUUUCCGUAAAGAAUAUGUCAGAUGCAACAACAGGAGCACACUGAGGAGAUUGAGAACCUCAGAUGGGCGCUCACUUGGUCCUGAUGAGGAGCCCCCUAUAAUACCUGAUAUUGUUAGAGCAACCAAGGAUAAUUUGGCAACAGUGCUUUCUACUCCUGAACAAGCAAAACGAGUUCCCCCUGUGGAAUCUGAAAAGCCAGAUGACAAAUCUGCAAAGAAGGUUGGUCAGCCAAAAAUUGAGAUAGCUAAAACCAAGAAGCCUGAGAAACCUGCUUCAUCUGAAAUUAGCCCAGCAACUGCUUCUGGAAGAAAUGAGAUUGAAGAUGAAAAAGUAGAAGAACCUAAAGUAACAAAGGAGGAAGAAGAGUUGGCCAGAAAGGCAGAGGCAUUGAGAAAGGAAGAAGCAGCAGCUAGGUUGAGAGAGCAGCGUAGGCUGGAGGAGAAGGCCAAAGCCAAGGAAGCACAAGAGAGGAAGAAAAGAAUAACGGAGAAGGCCCAAGCCAGAGCUGCCAUAAGAGCACAGAAGGAAGCUGAGGAGAAAGAGAAGGAAAGGGAGAAGAGGGUGAAGAAGAAGGAAAGAAAGAAGGCAACUACAACAAAGGCCACAAAUGGUAUUAGUGAAGGAGAUUCUGCUCCAGAUCCAAGCUCAGACACCCCAACUGAAACUCCAGAGCAGUCUGAAACUAAAGAGAAACCUAUCACCGUAACAAAGAGGUCUCAGAAAUCAUCGCAGUUCACAAAGCAAACCAAGGUAAAAUCCAUACCUCUGCCUCUUCGCAACCGCAGUAAGAGAAGGAUGCAGCCUUGGAUGUGGGUCCUCCUUACAGUUCUGGUUGUCUUGGCCUUGUUUUUCUUGGGCAAUGGCGGCAGCUCCCAUUUUAAAUCUCUGCUUGAUAAGUUUUUCUGAAUACAUGCACGUAUUUAAAUAGGUAUUUAACAGAGUUUGUUGGGACAUUCCCAUAAUAUAUAGGCAAAUUCUUUUGUGCCCAUCUGGGGAUUUGUUUUCCUCUUGGUUUGCAUUUAAGUGGCUUUUUCUUUCACACACUGAUAUAGAUUGGUUUUCUUUAUAUGUGCGUGAAGAACAAAAUGUCAAAAAAGAAAAAAAGGAACAUUCAGUAUGAUAAUAAAUAUUAAUUAUUUUUAGUUUGUUUC
Prunus avium (sweet cherry) is the source of this 4532-nucleotide messenger RNA. RefSeq names its product calponin-like domain protein. NCBI's taxonomy places the organism in Eukaryota, Viridiplantae, Streptophyta, Magnoliopsida, Rosales, Rosaceae. The record is from RefSeq and is a predicted model, not a curated record.